Messenger RNA from Syzygium oleosum, 669 nucleotides. RefSeq lists its product as uncharacterized. The transcript has 3 exons. Bases 1 to 534 code for a protein of 177 amino acids. NCBI's taxonomy places the organism in Eukaryota, Viridiplantae, Streptophyta, Magnoliopsida, Myrtales, Myrtaceae. The record is from RefSeq and is a predicted model, not a curated record. Gene Ontology annotation, molecular function: fatty acyl-CoA hydrolase activity.
AUGAGAAUCAAGAAUCUAAGAAGCAUAUCAAAGGCUUCAUCUUUCCCCAUAGAAAGGGAGAGAGUUGAAUUGGGUGAGAAAAUGGAGGAUCAGGUGAGAAGAUACUUGGAGAAGGCCGCCGGUGGAGAGGGAGACGACAAGCUGCCUCCGAAGCUCUUCGAGAGCCUCGUCUUGUCGGGCCUCCGCGUCGACCUCGUCGAGCCCGGUCGCAUCGUGUGCUCCAUGAACGUGCCCCCUCGAUUGCUGAACGCGGGCAACUUCUUGCACGGCGGAGCAACGGGGAUGCUGGUGGACGUGGUGGGUUCUGCCGUCAUGUUCACCGUCGGAGCCCCCCUCACGGGUGUCUCCGUCGAGAUUAACGUCUCCUACUUGGAUGCUGCUUUUCUGGAUGAGGAAAUUGAGAUUGAGGCGAAGGUUUUGCGUGUUGGGAAGGCUGUUGGUGUCACAAGCGUAGAGUUCAGAAAGAAAAAGAGUGGGAAAAUUAUUGCUCAGGGUCGUCAUACUAAGUAUCUUGCUGUGCCUAGUAAAAUGUGAGCAGUUUCAUAACAUGCAGAACAUGUCCAUUAUUCGUCAAUGGUUCUUAUUGGAAAUUUAUACUUUUGUGUCAUUUGAUUGGAGUACUGGCAGAUAAUGUAUAUAAUGAAAGAUUUCAGAAGCUUAUUCUCUUUA